Exserohilum turcica Et28A is the source of this 834-nucleotide messenger RNA. RefSeq lists its product as uncharacterized. The record is from RefSeq and is a predicted model, not a curated record. The coding region runs from base 1 to 834 and encodes 277 amino acids. The transcript has a single exon. NCBI's taxonomy places the organism in Eukaryota, Fungi, Ascomycota, Dothideomycetes, Pleosporales, Pleosporaceae.
AUGGCAGAGACGCUGGUGCAGAUGCAGAUGCAGAUGCAGAUGCAGAUGCAGAUGCAGAGCGGCCGGCAUGCCACCACCACCACCACCACCACAGCCGUCGCUCUGCCACGGCCACGGCCCGAGACGGCGCCUGGACAAGGUCGCGGCACUGCUUCUGCUUCUGACAGUCGGGAUGACUUUUCUGUGCAACCGCUGCAGCCAACGACGCCCACGCAAGACGGGAGCCUGCACACGCCCCAUUCCUCUUGCGACACUGCCGCAGCCCUUGCCUCUCUCCGUCCGCGUCGGGCUGCCCGGCUCCUAUCCGCUGCUCCCCCAGCCGACGACAUCCCAUGUGCAAAACCACUCCCGUCCGCCGCCACCACAGCAUCGUCACGCAAAGAAACAGACAAGAGAGCACCGUCCAGCGAGCAGCAAGCGCUUGUCCACUCAAAGAAAGCUGCAUACCUCCCACGUGCUCGUGCCGUCUCUGCCCAAGCCGCACCGCCCGCAGCCGUUUGGGGACAGGAGAAGCGUAGUACAAUCUGCCCGGCCUUGCUUUCCGGUCAAGCGGCCUCACAGUCCCUGCUUGACCUCCUUGUCCUGCUUGACUUCAUCCACGCCCGUUGUUUGCCGCGUAUUGGCUGGCCGGCAGGGCAGCCCGUCACCGCUCAGCCAGAGAGGUACACCGCCAACGCUGCCAGCGACCAGCAUGCCGUCACCGCGAGGCCGCUCCGAGGCGGUUGGCAGCUGUCCGUGGCGAGACCAGAAGCUUCACCGUUGGCCACGGCCAGCAUACGUGGUCACUGCCACGCAUCCGAGAACGUACCCAUCAACACGCCAGGCCUUGUGUAA